CACAUCACAUACCUUUCUACAACACAAAGGGAAGGAGGCAGACACAGGUAGGACCACAGACAGAGGAGGAGAUUGGGGGCACAGGUAGACAGGGGGUACAGGGUGAGUGGUACAGACAGGUACCGUGACAUAGGGGGUACAGGCAGAAAGCGGUACAGGCUGAGUGAUACAAGCUGGAGGUACAGGUACUGUGACAUAGAUAGGUGGUUCAGGAACACUGACAUAGGGGGUACAGGUAGGUGGUACCGAUAUAGGGUACAGGUAGGGUGACAGACAGAUAGUAGAGGCAUAGGGUUGCUGCAUCGGGGAGAGUGGAAGAGGCAGGGACGGACACCAUUGAAGAAAGUAUCAGACAGAGUAUUAGGGACUGGGGACAGAGUAUCGGAGAGACGACAGAGAGAUAACAAAGUCACAGGCUGGUGGGAGAUGGGGAGAGGAUGAAGUAAGGGGUCACAGACGGAAGGAUAAUUAAAGUAAAAGGACAGAGAGGAGCAGUGAAGGUGCAAAGUAACAGGUGGCAGGACUGAGGAAUUAUUUAAAGAACUGAGAAAAGAAGAGAGUAACAGAGACAGGGGAGUAACAGAGACAGGAGAGUAACAGAGACAGGGGAGUAACAGGGAAACGAGUAACACAGACAGGAGAGUAACAGAGACAGGAUAGUAACAGAGGGAAACGAGUAACACAGACAGGAGAGUAACAGAGGGAAACGAGAAUUAGGCAGGAUUUGAAUACAGUAAAGGGGAAGGAGGAAGGGGAUUUGAGUAACAGAAGAAGCAGGUGAGAGUAUCAGAGGCAGGAGAGUACAAACCGAAGUGUAUCCGGAAUCCUUCACAACAGCUUUCCUCCAGCUCCCAAUUCUUUCUCCAUCUCUUUGUUCCUAAAGCACCUGAAAGAUGGGAGAGCUUGAAGAGUUACGCAAGGAAGCUGAAAAUCUGAAGAAGCAAAUUGCGGAUGCCAGAAAACUUUGUGCAGAUACAACCUUAGAAGAGAUCACCAAAGCGAUGGAAGUUGUCAGUCGUAUUCAGUUGCGUACAAGAAGAACACUUCGCGGGCACUUGGCUAAAAUAUACGCCAUGCACUGGUCAACUGACUCCAGGCUUCUUGUCAGUGCCUCACAGGAUGGAAAACUUAUUGUAUGGGACACGUAUACAACAAACAAGGUACAUGCGAUUCCUCUGCGCUCAUCAUGGGUGAUGACCUGCUCCUAUGCCCCAUCUGGUAACUUUGUUGCAUGUGGUGGGCUGGACAACAUGUGCUCAAUCUACAAUCUGAAGACUCGAGAAGGGAAUGUGAGAGUGAGCAGGGAACUUGCUGCACACACAGGUUAUCUUUCCUGCUGCAGAUUUCUUGAUGACAAUCAGAUUGUCACCAGCUCAGGUGACACCACUUGUGCUCUGUGGGACAUUGAAACAGGACAACAAAAAACGGUGUUCACCGGUCACACUGGGGACUGUAUGAGCCUGGCUGUGUCUCCAGACUUUAACCUGUUCAUAUCUGGAGCAUGUGACGCCACCGCCAAGUUGUGGGAUGUCAGGGAGGGCGAAUGUAGACAGACAUUCACUGGGCACGAGUCCGACAUCAACGCAAUCUGUUUCUUCCCCAGCGGUCAGGCUAUAUGCACAGGGUCCGACGACGCCACGUGUCGCCUCUUUGACCUGCGUGCAGAUCAGGAGCUCAGUGUGUACUCUCAGGAUAGCAUCAUUUGUGGUAUCACCUCAGUGGCAUUUUCACGCAGCGGUCGCCUGCUUCUUGCCGGGUAUGAUGACUUCAACUGCAACAUUUGGGACUUGCUAAAGGGCGAGCGUGUGGGUGUCCUAUCCGGCCAUGAUAAUCGUGUCAGUUGCCUCGGGGUCACCUCGGAUGGAAUGGCCGUAGCAACAGGAUCAUGGGACAGUUUCCUUAAGAUCUGGAAUUGAGUUUUCACCAGGCCGCGUGGCGCUCAGCAUACACUUUAUACCCCCUCCCACCCUGAUAUAGAUCCAUUUAUCCCACCUCUUCAAAAUGCUGACCCUGGUUUUCCCAUUACUGACCCUCUGCUCUCCUCACCCACUAAAAUUACCUCUACAUACCACAAAGCCCCCCUACUCAAUUUCAUCUCAUCAUAAAUAACUGUGUCCCCAUAGCCCUCUAAUAACAGCACCUUAUUUACCUCCUAUGUCAUGUCUUUCUUAAAAAGAAUUGUAUUCCCAUGUCUGUUCCCCAAACCCCUUUUCUCAUGAUUUACCCCACCCCGAUCUUUGAUCUCCUUAUUUACACCACAUUCCCCUCUCACUGUCCGAUAAUUCUUAUUUCCCUCAUGAACUUUAUUGCCCUAAAGUUCCAUCGCCUCUGAUUCACUCCUUCCUUUCUCAAAUUCAGUCAUUUGCAGAGUAUCGCACAAACAGCCCAUGACCUGCAGAGCAUUGUUUUAAUACACUGCUGAUCUUCAAACAAUCCAUCACUCCCUUUAAAUCACUUCCCUCGCACCACGUAGGGCAAUUCUUCCUAUUAACCUCUUCAAUGCUUGAACAAUUCUCCAUUCUGCUGCUCAGAGUGGAGUUAAUCACGGACAGCUGUGUGUAAAUGUAAUUUAUUUUACUGAAAUUUUCCUUUUUCUGUCACUUUUUAAAUAUGUUGUGUUUUAUAGAAGAGUAUAAUAAAAUCUAUUUUAGGUCACAGCAGAA
Molecule: messenger RNA, 2663 nt
Organism: Pelobates fuscus (common spadefoot toad)
Lineage: Eukaryota; Metazoa; Chordata; Amphibia; Anura; Pelobatidae
Gene: GNB3
Product: G protein subunit beta 3
Exons: 10
Coding region: 894-1916 (340 amino acids)
Biological process (GO): G protein-coupled receptor signaling pathway
Cellular component (GO): cytoplasm; heterotrimeric G-protein complex
Molecular function (GO): signaling receptor complex adaptor activity; protein binding
Source: RefSeq, a predicted model, not a curated record